Molecule: messenger RNA, 572 nt
Organism: Phyllostomus hastatus (greater spear-nosed bat)
Lineage: Eukaryota; Metazoa; Chordata; Mammalia; Chiroptera; Phyllostomidae
Exons: 6
Coding region: 45-464 (139 amino acids)
Source: RefSeq, a predicted model, not a curated record
UUGAAACCAAAGAGUCCAAGCCCACUGGCACAGGGCCAAAGUCAAUGACAUGGAGGAGGAGGGUGUCCAGGCCUGUGGUGGGAGAAGAAGAUAAGGAAGAGAAAAAAGAUGGAUUCCCAGAGAGCCAAUCUCUGACACAAGGGCAGAGACUACCCUUUCCUUGUGGGCAUCAUGGACCAAGAGGCACUGGCACCAUGAACAACAGACACACCCAGGAUCUGGCACACUCAGAGCCCUUGGCACUGCUUGGGGAAGAAGUCUUGGCCAGUGGGCCCGCACCUUCCAGUGAUCUUGACCUUCUUGAAGAACCUCGAAGACCAAAAAGGUUGCAAAAACCACAGCCACAGCAACCACUUGGAGCAGAGGGUUGUCCUUGGUGCUGCCAUCUACAGAAGGAAAUAAGCUGCUUGAAACAACACUGUGCGGCCUUGCAGUCCCUGAUCGAGAAGCUCCUGAGACAUUAAUGUGGAACCAGACCCUUCAGCCAAGAACAGCAGUUGGUACCCUGGAGCUGGGGAACCCUGGCCAAGCUGGAUUCUUCCUGUUCCACUUCAGCCAGGGCUUCCUCGUAC